Nycticebus coucang (slow loris) is the source of this 4785-nucleotide messenger RNA. RefSeq names its product maestro heat like repeat family member 2B (gene MROH2B). The coding region runs from base 1 to 4758 and encodes 1585 amino acids. Gene Ontology annotation, cellular component: acrosomal vesicle; cytoplasm. The record is from RefSeq and is a predicted model, not a curated record. NCBI's taxonomy places the organism in Eukaryota, Metazoa, Chordata, Mammalia, Primates, Lorisidae. The transcript has 42 exons.
AUGGCUCGUGGCACGGAGGAAUCAACAGAAGUGUUUGGAGAUAUUAACCUCACUCUUGGCAUGCUGAACAAGGAAGAUAAUGUUAGCAAGGAAGACAUCUACAGUCAUCUCACUUCUAUUAUUCAGAAUUCUGACAUUUUGGAUGAUGCAAUUGUCCAGCGGUUGAUUUAUUAUGCGUCUAAGGACAUGAGAGACGACACGAUUCCCAGAGAAAUCAGAAUGCUAGCUGGUGAGGUUUUGGUGUCUCUUGCUGCACAUGAUUUCAACUCUGUGAUGUAUGAAGUACAGAGUAACUUCAGGAUCCUAGAGCUACCAAAUGAAUUUGUUGUGCUUGCCCUGGCUGAAUUGGCAACCAGCUAUGUGUCCCAGAGCAUCCCCUUCAUGAUGAUGAACCUGCUCACCAUGCAGACCAUGCUCAGGCUGGCCGAGGACGAGAACAUGAAGGGGACUUUCUGCAUUGCCCUUGAGAAGUUCAGCAAGGCCAUUUACAAGUAUGUCAACCACUGGAGAGAUUUCCCCUAUCCCAGACUGGAUGCCAACCGACUGUCUGACAAAAUCUUCAUGCUGUUCCGGUAUAUAAUGGAGAGAUGGGCACCCCUGGCCUCAUCUGUGCAUGCUUUGCUUAUCAUUAAGGCCUAUGGCCCCACAGUGAGCCUGCUGCUACAUCGGGAAGACCUCUGUGAAUAUGCCCUGAGCCAGGUGCCCUGGCUCCUGAGUCAGUAUAAAGACAAAGAGAUUGAUUUCCACAUCACUCAGAGUCUUAAACAAAUAUUGACAGCAGUAGUCCUUUACGAUGCUGGCCUUCCAAAGAGCUUGAGAAAAUCCAUCUUUACCCAUUUACUCCACCAGAUCUGCAGAAUUCCUGAACCUCCAGUAAAGGAAAAUGAAAUUGAAGCCUCAAGCUGUUUCCUCAUUUUAGCCCAUUCCAACCCUGCAGAUCUGCUGGAGUUUUUUGAUGAACAAAUAAGAAGUAGUAAUGAAGACAUUCGAAUAGGAAUCUUGACUUUGUUAAAAUCGGCUAUCAAUGCAGAGGAGCCCAGAUUGAGAGAUCACAUCAUUUCAAUUGAAAGAACAGUCAAAUUCAUCAUGGAUGACCUCAGUGUAAAAGUAAGGAACUCCACCCUCCUCCUCAUCCAAACCAUGUGUGAAAAGUGCUACAUUGAAGCUCGGGAAGGAUGGCCUCUGAUUGACUAUGUCUUCUCUCAGUUUGUGCUGUCAAACCGGAACUUGGAGAAACUAGCGAAAACUAACUCCCAGGAGGAUGAAAAGAAAGAGAAAUCUGUGCAAGAAACAAGUCUUGAGGUGUUAAAAACUCUAGACCCACUCGUCAUUGGAAUGCCUCAGGUGCUAUGGCCAAGAAUCCUGACUUUUGUGGUACCUGUAGAAUAUACAGAAACUCUGGACCAUCUGUUCAGUAUCAUCAGAAUUCUGCUUAUGGCAGAGGAGAGGAAGAAGCAGAGUGCCAAGGAAUCAACAGCACUUGUCAUCUCUACAGGAGCUGUGAAACUUCCUUCACCACAGCAGCUACUGGCCAGACUUCUGGUAAUAUCUGUGCUUGCCAGUUUAGGGAAAUUACGCGGGGCUGGUGCAAUUGGACUUUUGAAGAUAAUGCCUGAGAUAAUUCACCCAAAAUUGGUAGACCUAUGGAAAACACGAUUACCUGAGCUCCUGCAGCCUCUGGAAGGAAAGAACACCAGUAUUGUGCUAUGGGAAACCAUGCUGCUUCAGUUGCUCAAAGAAACCUUAUGGAAGAUCAGUGAUGCAGCCUGGACCAUUCAGCUGAGUCGGGAUUUCAUCCAGCAAAUGAGCAGUUAUAGCAACAUCUCCAUUGAGAAGAAAUUCCUUUGGAAAGCCUUGGGAACCACUUUGGCAUGCUGCCAAGACACAGAUUUUGUGAGCUCACAAAUUAAGGAAUUUCUUAUUGCUCCCAACCAAUUGGGAGACCAAAGACAGGGAAUAACAUCUAUUUUAGGACACUGCGCUGAGAACCACUUGGAUAUUGUUUUAAAAGUUCUUAAAACGUUCCAAAAUCAGGAAAAGUUUUUCGUGAAUCGAUGCAAGGGCAUUUUUUCUGGGAAAAAGAAACUGACCAAGACAGACAUCAUGGUAAUCUAUGGAGCUGUGGCCCUCCAUGCUCCCAAGAGGCAACUUCUCACCAGGCUUGAUCAAGACAUCGUAUCCCAAGUCCUGUUACUUUACAGCCAAUGCUCUCAGAUUCUGGGAAUGUCUGUGAUGAACAAGGACAUGGAUGUACAAAUGAGUUUCACAAGAAGCAUCACUGAAAUUGGCAUUGCUGUCCAAGAUGCUGACGAUCACAUAUUCCAGUUUUCCUACAAGGAGAUCCUGAUUGGUUACAUGCUGGACUUCAUUAGGGCUGAGCCCCUGGAUUCCUUAGCUACCCCUGUUCGGUGGAAAGCCUUAAUCGCCAUUAGAUACCUCAGUAAACUGAAGCCUCAGCUCUCACUAAAUGACCACCUCCAUAUUCUUGAAGAGAAUAUUCGGAGGCUGCUGCCCCUCCCACCACUGGAAAGUCUGAAAAACGAGGGCCAGACGGACAAGGACAAGGAGCACAUAAACUUUCUCUACGAACGAUCCAUGGACGCCCUAGGAAAACUUCUGCGGACCAUGAUGUGGGACAAUGUGAAUGCAGAGGACUGUCUGGAGAUGUUCAGUCUUCUCCGGAUGUGGCUUGUUUCACCAAAAGAAUGGGAAAGAGAAAGAGCUUUCCAGAUCUCUGCCAAAGUACUGACGAAUGAUAUUGAGGCCCCACAGAACUUUAAAGUAGGCUCGCUCCUCGGGCUCCUGGCUCCUCACUGCUGCGACACCCUGCCCUCCAUCCGCCAGGCCGCUGCUAGCUCCACUAUUGGUCUGCUCUGUAUAAAAGGCAUUCAACCGGAAGUAGAACGACUUCAGGGUCUGCAGGAAGGACUACAAUGUGAUGACGUAGAGGUGCAGAUCAAGAUUUCUUCUAAAAUAGCGAAGAUUGUCAGUAAAUUCAUCCCAAAUGAAGAAAUUCAAAUGUUUCUGGAGGAAACUCUGGAUGGUCUGGAGAACCUCAACCCCACGUGCACAACAGCCUGUGGAAUGUGGAUGAUCACUGCCCUUAAGGAGCAGGGCAUGGCUCUGGAAGAUCAGCUGUUGGAGGUCUUGAAUGCAAUUUACCAUCACAUGCCAGUCCUCAGACAAAAGGAGGAAAGUUUUCAGCUUAUGUUAGAAGCCAUCUCCCAGAUAGCAAGCUUUCACAUGGAUGCAGUUGUUGUCAACCUUUUACAGAAACCUCUGCCCUUUGACAGGGAUACAAAAACAUUAUGGAAGGCGUUGGCUGAGAACCCAGCCUCCGGUGGGAAACUCAUGCGAGCCUUAGUAGACAAACUGGAGAUUGGGUUGGAGGAUGACAUCGCCGGGAUUGAGGCAAUUUCAGUGGCUUGUGCUAUACAGGAAGUGGUCUCUUGGGGCACCCCCAUCACUCGCUUGUAUCCAGAGCUGUUCACGCUCCUCCUGAAGCUGGUCAGCUGUACACUGGGACAGAAGAUGCCCACUUCCUCCUUGAACCACAGGCGACAUGUGAUGCCCCAGGGAGAACGGCAGCAGAUCCCAGACCCCUGCAGGCUCUCAACUGCAACUCUAAAAUGUUUGCAAGCCCAAGCCAUGAAAGAAGGUCUUGCAAAAGAAUCUGAGGAGAGGGACAACUUAUGGACCCUACUCAGCAGCCCCGGGACGCAUCACAUAGGAGUGUGUGCACUGGCCAGGAGCAUGGCAGUGUGGCAACAUGGAGUCAUACUGGACAUCAUGGAGCAACUAGUCCCAUCUCUCACCUCCUCCUGCGAGACCUACCGGAUAACUGGCACAGCGUUCUUCUCUGAGCUCAUGAAGGAGCCAAUCCUUUGGAAACAUGGGAAUCUCCGAGACGUGUUGAUCUUGAUGGAUCAGAGUGCAUGGGAUUCCAACACCAUUCUAAGGCAAAUGGCCAUCCGAGGACUUGGCAACACAGCAUCGGGGGCCCCUCACCAGGUAAAGAAGCAUAAGCAGAUAAUACUGGAAUCUGUCAUCAGAGGCCUGUAUCACCUGGCUCGCACCGAAGUUGUCUGUGAAAGCUUGAAGGCUCUAAAGAAGAUCCUGGAGCUGCUCACAGACCGAGAUGUGAGCUUCUACUUCAAAGAAAUAGUACUGCAAACAAGAACCUUCUUUGAAGACGAGCAAGAUGAUGUGAGAAUAACCGCCAUCUUAUUAUUUGAGCAUCUGGCAUCCCUAACAGGAAGAAGGUGGAAGAUUUUUUUUGCUGAAGAAAUAAAAAAGAGCUUAAUUUCAUUUCUUCUUCACCUCUGGGAUCCUAAUCCCAAGACUGGAUCUGCAUGCCGUGAUGUCUUGAUCAUCUGCAUUCCUUUCUUGGGCCUUCAGGAGCUCUAUGGGGUAUUGGACCACCUCCUUGAUCAGGAUCUGCCAAGGGUCAAGGAUUUCUACAGGCAAUUCUGCAUGAAACUGGCAAAGAAAAACCAGGAAAUUCUAUGGAUUCUCCACACACACUCUUACACCUUCUUUAACAGCAGCUGGGAGGUGAUUAGGAGUGCAGCUGUCAAACUCACAGAUUCCGUUAUUCUCAAUUUGACCAGCCAAUAUGUGGAACUAUUAGACAGAGAACAGUUGACCACACGGCUCCAAGCACUUCGGCAAGACCCCUGUAUCAGUGUCCAGAGAGCAGCUGAAGCUGCCUUGCAGACCCUCCUGAGAAGGUGUAAAGAAAUAAACAUCCCUCUGUAAACCAUCCAGAAAUAAAUGUAGGCUUUU